GUUUUCUUCCUCGCGGCGCAGACGAGCGUAGUUUACUUGAUGCCGUGGGGUGCCCUCCCGCUGCAGCCUGUUGCUUCCCUGCUGGGCGGGGAAAUCCCGGGCAGAGCGGCUGCCCGGCACGCGGGUGAAACCUGCGCUUCCCGCACGCGUGUGGAACAACGUGGACGGCGGGGAGAGACGGAGAGGCACGUCAUCUGCUCCCUCCGGCAGGCUGGGGAUUGGUCUGUCGGCGUGGUGUUUGCCGGUGCUGCGUCCCGCCCUGUCUCCAGUGACUCAGUGGAGCUUCCUUCCUCGCCCUGUUUCCCCCGAGAGCUGGGCCCGGCCUCCGUGAGCGUGGAGGUAAGGAGAGCCCACCUGCAGAGAGCGUCCCGGGUCGCCUCUUCUCCCGGCCGCUUGCUGUGAGCACUCGAGUGCAGGAGCAGUGGAGAGCAGUGCGGCAGCACUGAUCGGGAAUGCGCAAGCCAGCCAGGAGGACGAGGCUGGGAGCUGGCAGGGGGUGACAGCCGAGGACGGAGGAUUAUCGUGCUCUAUGGCAGAGACGAGCGGCUCGGCGCUGGGAAGGCUCCCCGCCAGUUAGAUGCCCGAAGGGGAGAGGACAACUCCGGCUGAGCUGAUGCCUCUUGGCACCUGAUACCAAGCUCAGCUUCUGACAUGAAGAAAGAUAUAGACACUUUAAUAGCCCGGGAAAAAGCGGAGAUCGUUGCCAAGUAUGAGAAGGGCAGGCAGGAAGGAACUCAGAUUGAUCCGUGGGAAGAUGCUGACUUCACGCUGUAUAAAGUUACCGACCGAUUUGGAUUCCUGCACGAGCAGGAGCUGCCGACACGCACCGCGCUGGAAGAAAAGCAAAAACAUCAAGAAAUUGAACGAGUGGACAAGUGGCUAAAGAUGCUGAAGAAAUGGGGCAAAUACAGAAACAGUGACAAGAUGUAUCGGCGCGUGUACAAGGGGAUCCCUCUCCAGGUGCGAGGCCAGGUCUGGUCGCUCCUGCUGGACGUCGAGAAGAUGAAGAAAGAGAACGAAGGGAAGUACGAGAAAAUGAAGGAACAAGCGAAGAGCUUUUCGUCGGAACUCAAGCAGAUAGAUUUGGACGUUAACCGCACCUUCCGAAACCACAUCAUGUUCCGGGAUCGCUAUGGAGUGAAGCAGCAGGCGCUGUUCCACGUGCUGUCAGCAUACUCCGUUUAUAACACCGAAGUGAGCUACUGCCAAGGGAUGAGUCAGAUUGCAGCCAUCCUGCUGAUGUAUUUAAAUGAAGAGGAUGCAUUUUGGGCACUGGCACAGCUGCUAACCAACCAGAGGCACGCGAUGCAUGGUUUUUUCAUUCCUGGGUUCCCGAAGCUGCAGAGAUUUCAAGCUCAUCACGAGCAGAUUUUAAGCAAGCUGUUUCCAAAGCUGAAGAAGCACAUGGACAAGGAACAGAUGACCACAGGGAUUUACACGACCAAAUGGUUCCUGCAGUGUUUCAUCGACCGGACGCCUUUCACUCUCACCUUGCGGUUAUGGGAUAUCUACAUCCUGGAAGGAGAACGGGUCCUGACGGCCAUGGCUUACACAAUACUCAAACUGCACAAAAAGCGCUUGCUGAAGAUGUCUCUGGAAGAUUUACGGGAAUUUCUGCAGGAGAAAAUUGCUGCUUCUUUGCAGUAUGAGGAUGAUGCUGUGAUCGAGCAACUGCAGGUGUCCAUGACCGAACUGCGCAAGAUGAAAUUCGACCUCCCCCCGCCAGCAAAGCCUGAGGAAUUCCCACGGAAACCCCUGGGCCUGGAGCUCUCCCUCAACCUUGUGGCAGUGAAGGCCAACAUCGCAGCCAACAGCCAGAACGGUGUCGUGGGCGAGCACCACCCGGACAGGGACGCCACGCAGCCCUCUCCGAACAAGAGCCCUGGGGCUCCAGGAGAAAUGGCCCCCGAUGCAAGCACAGCGCUGACUGGAAGGACUCCUGAUCUCCAGCACAGCGACCCAGCUGAAGUGGCAGACACCCAUCUGCACCCACCAAAGAGCCAGGACAAGGAGCAGCCUUUAGAGGGUGAUCAGGUGGGAUCACCCAGGAAAGCUGCCAGCGAGAUCCCACCACAGCAGCCCUCUCUUCUGAAAGCAAGCGAGAUGCAGACCUUCCCGGAGAGCCGAGAUGAUGCUUCCGCGAGCAGAGACCUUGUCUCACAUGGGAGUCCGCGGAUUAAGCCUGGGAGGUGUCAGGGGGAACAGCAGGAAAACAAACCGCCAGCCACUGCAGACAACACGAACAAAGCUGCUGGUUCUGGAGUGGCUCGGUCGCCGGCGCUGCGUCGGGUCCUGCCGGCCUUGCCAGCCAAGGGCUGCUCUGCGAGCGAUGCCGACGCGCGGGGUCAGGCCCUGCAGGCGGGCCUGCCUGUUCUCAAUCACAGUCAUGCGCUAGCGGAGCGUGAGUCACCGAGCCAAACGCUCUCCCUUCCCACCUCUGCCGAGCACAGCUCCUUAGACUCUUCUCUCCAAAACGUGCCAAGCCCUCCAGACUCGAGCACCACCACCCCUUCUGUAGAUCUACCAGCCGGGGAGGUUUUGCCGUUGCCUGAGCAGCUUUCCAAUAUGGACCACUCAGCAGGGCAGCCAAAUCUUGCUGCUUGCAGUUUGCCAGAGGGACAACAAGCACCUCCCUUGUGUAAAGAGAAAGCACUCGAUGCCCUCCCUGUUCCUCUGCCAGAUGGCAGGCUUUCUAACACAUCUCAGUACGAUAACUUCCCCGAGAGUGAGUACAGGGAGAAUAUGGCUUAUUCACGGGGGGCCAAUACCGAGAAACGAUGCAGGGUGAUGCAGCUGAACAAAACAGACUUCAGGCACUUGGUACCCAAGUCUGCGUCCGUGGGCGAGCUUGCCAACCUGCAGCAAAACGGCCCGGGGCGCGUAGACACGGCCGAGCAGCCAGGACUGGGCUCUGCAGCCUUCAACGCGUUUCCUCCGCAAAGGCUGUCCGGCGGCAGCGUGCCCAUCUUAUCUGGGAGUGACUCGGGGACAGCAGGGCUGGCAGAGGGGGGCCGCUUCCCGAUGCCCUCCCCGACCACAGAGAGGAAGAACAGCCCCUACGCAGUUAUAAAGACCAGCACUCCCCUUCACGUGGCCCAUGCGACAGAGCAAGACUUCUUGAACAGAAAACAGGUGGCACUGCCUUUGCCGGAGGCUGGCCACCCCCCGGGUGCCACCUCUGCACCUCCUGCUGCAGAGGACCUGGAGGCAGCAGCUGCCCAAAAAGGCAUCCAGAAACCAUUAAAUGCACUGAGAGCACCACGGCCCCCCCUCAGCCCAAAACCAAAAUUACCACCGAAGGUUACCAAAUCCCACUCAGAGAAUAAUUUCAGUUCAGGCUCUCUUCCCCUGGCACAGUUGCCCAAAUCGGUGACAUUUUAGCAGGGAAGAGGGAGGGCAGGGAGAAGAAUUGGGUGCUGGAGCAACACUGUCCGUUCUGGAGACGCCCGUACAGCAGGUUUGUGUUUGUGUGACAACACAGCCUGCGUGGAGCAAGGAGGCAACUGCGUGCUGAGCUGUGCUUGGGUACGAGUGCACGGGGGAGCCUUGGUCCGUUAGGAGCUGGAACUGCAGCCACAGACAAACGUAUCGGCGCCAGGAGGCACUAAAAUUCAGUUUUAUUUUUCAUCCACGGUUUCUUUUCUGUGGACAAAUUGGAAAGCGCUUUCAUUUUUGUUUGUUCCUGGAAACUUUCCAAGCCCCACUGCUCUGGAGGGGGAGACAAGGCUGGUUAACUCGUUCCGUAUUUGGUUGUUUCCCUACCUGCAUGCUGACGGCUCGGUGGCUCGCAAGCCAGAGUUGGGUAGCCGUGGGCAUGGAAGUGGGCACAAGGCAUAGGAGUCUGCAACAGUAGAGAGAGGCUUUCUUUACAAAUGACUGAUCGGUGUGGCCAGCGGCAUUUCUUUCAAAGGCCUUUGUAGCAAUAGCUUUUUUCUUUUUCAAAAUCAUAGCAGGCAACAGCCUUUCAGAGGAGGCUGUGGGGCCUCCGCACGGGGCGCGCCAGCCUGCUGAGUAGUCUAUGCAAUUCCCAGCCGUUGCACGGAGCAGAGCUCGUGCGCCCGCCGUGGCGUCCGUUUCUGUGCCGGAGCUCCUGCCUCCCCCAGCCGCAGUGGACCGUUUCCCGGAGUCUGAAGUUCUUGGGGUGACAAGGACAGUGAAGGCUGAAUCUGGUCUUUUGGGGGGGCUUCUGAGUGGCCUGCCUGGUGCCUCUCCCUCGCAGAUUGAGGACAGCAAGCAGGCUUGCUGCCUUACCGUUGACUGAGCAGGAGAAGAGGCUGCUACCUCGGUAAACAGCCAAGCGGUGUUUAGCUGUACUAAUGCAACAGAGUCAGUGCCCUGGCAGGUGUCACGCCUUACUAACGGGCUGCUGGAGGUGUGACGGUGUCUAAGCACAGUGCCCAAGCUGAAGCCAGCUGCUUCUCUGAGCAAAUAGUUUCAGGGUGGAAAUGGUACAGGAGGUGGCAAGGGUGAGCACGUUGCCCAGAACCUGCUCUCAGCCCUUCUGGUUCAGCACUGCCAGAAAUCAGCAGCUGUAACCAAGAAAGGAAACCUGGGCGCGGAGGUUUGGAAGACGAUGCUUUUCUCGUAGAGCUGAUGGGUGGGCGCAGAAAUGUCUUGCCAGAGAGCAUCAGCGUUGCAACAGCUCACUGUGGUGGAGACACCUGAGGGUGCCCUUGCACCUGCUUUCCCUUCACGCGGUGGAAAGGCACGGUGACCUGUCCAUCAGGUCCUCCUCUUCCCAGUGACCGCCUGGGCUCCAAGCAGAGCCUUGCCCCCAACAUCUCUGGGCACACCCCACUGAAAAAACUGGUCAAAGCCUACCUGGCCGCCCACAAGGAAACUUCCACUAAAUUUUGGGGGGGUUGAUCAGGUGUUUUUUGUGCGCGUGUGGUGGUUCAUGUUAGCGGCAGGUACAGACAUCGAGGGGAGCACCCCAUCGUCAGCUGGAUGUAGUUUGCCAGCCCACAGCACCCACAGCUCCUGUUGUAACCCCUGCUCUGCCAGAGACCCCGCCUUGGGCCUUGGAGGAGUGUCUAAACCUGCCUGUCCUCUCCGUCCGGGGAGCCGGGAUGAUCCUCUUAACUACCUCACAGGGGGUGUGAGGGGUCAUUAGUGGCUGCUUGGGAGGCGCUUUGAGGAGAAGUGCUGUAUGAACGCUCAGUAUUUGUAUUUUGAGACACCAUGGGUCAUUUUAAGGGCAAAGGUGCUUGAAUCGGUUUUAAGUUAGGGUAUGUUUAGCAGUAACCAUGCAGUAGUUAAACAUAUCUGUGUGCUAUAAGACCUGGGCAGUGUUUCCGACAGGUAUCAACUGCCUUGAGCUAGGAACCGUACUGCCUCUGGGCCUCGGUGGAAAGCAGUGAGAAGCCUCCGAGCAGCCGUGGUGCUCUUCCUGGCCCGGUUUCUGUAGCUGGGGGUCUGCCCUCUCCUCAAAGCGCACGUAGGACCCUGCUAACUCCUGCGGGUGUUCAGCUCACGCGUGCAAGACAUGAGCCCUCUUUCCCCCUCAUUUGUGGUAGCCUUCGCACGUCUUGUUUGCCAGUGUUGUGUGUGAGCCCUGGGUCCCCACCCAGAACGGGUCUAGGGUGUUUUGUGGUAUUUACAUUUAGAAAGUGAUUUGCUAUACUUCUAAAGAACUGUCAAAUUAUCCACUUGUUGGGAAGGCGCAGAGGGGGUUUCUGCCCUCUUUGGCUCUGGCAGGUUUGGGAAGAGUUCCCACGGGCAAAGGCACCCCAGAAGUCCAGGGAGAGCCAGCGGCACGCACUGCCUUCCUUGGAGUGACGCCUCACUUAGACCUGGUACUACUUCAGCACGUCUUAUGGUUGUCUCUGCCGAUCGACUGCGUUGUCAUCUCUCCCUUUCUGCUUGUUGUCGCAGAUGAAUAUACAGCCAUCGCAGGCCUGGUCCCUGCCGUGGCUGCACGGAGCCUUCCUAAGAGCAGCCCGCUGCUCCUAAAAGGACUCGGUCUUUAAAGGGCACCUCCUCUCCUGCCUGGAUUCCCGUGCCCUUUUCCUUCUAGAGGCUCCAGGCUCUAGCAAGGCCUCUGUGGCAGCCGAGGUGGGAAUGACAAGGCCCAGCCUCAGAUAUUUCUCUGGGGAUGGGAAGGGAAGUCAAGCAGGAAUGAGGGGGGUCAGCAGGACAAACACCGGCCAAAGCCCCUUUUGCUCCUGCGCCAGACUCCUUAAAACGGCCUCAAGCCCAUAGCAAAAGCCAGUGUUAUCACAAGGAAACUCAGGAAAACAGCUCCCCCGCCCCUUCUUUGGCUUUGCAGUCCCAGGAUAACUCUUAGGUAGCUGACAUCUUUCGUCUGAAAGACAAAUGUUGUGGGUUGUUUUUCAAUGAUAAAUGAGCACUUUGAGCAGAUGCAGUGCAGCAGGAAUCGCAGGUCCCAGCGUUCGGGAAUGGCCCCUUGUUGAAGCUGUAACCUCUGCAGGUCCGCGGCGUUAGAGGUCAGUGUCUCUCUUCUGUGCACUUUGAUAGAUCCGCUACCAUUGGCUUUUAUUUUUACUUGCUGUUCUUGUUUACAGCGUGGAACGCUUCCUCCAUGACUCUUUCUAAUGUAUUGUAAUUGCUACUUAAAACCAUUUUUACAUCUGUGCUUCCCCCUCCCCUUUUUUUGUAAGAAAGUUUGGAAAACAAAGUCGAUCGUUUCUUUUUACUCUGAUCCAGACAGACUGUACAUAGUAUUCAGUGCUGUGUUUUACAUGGUUGUAAUGAUAAUGGUUAAAGAAGUUUAGCAUAAAA
Messenger RNA from Dromaius novaehollandiae (emu), 6741 nucleotides. Its product is annotated as USP6 N-terminal-like protein. The record is from RefSeq and is a predicted model, not a curated record. NCBI's taxonomy places the organism in Eukaryota, Metazoa, Chordata, Aves, Casuariiformes, Dromaiidae. The transcript has 15 exons. Bases 652 to 3381 code for a protein of 909 amino acids.